Molecule: messenger RNA, 957 nt
Organism: Trachemys scripta elegans
Lineage: Eukaryota; Metazoa; Chordata; Testudines; Emydidae
Product: olfactory receptor 11A1-like
Exons: 1
Coding region: 1-957 (318 amino acids)
Biological process (GO): G protein-coupled receptor signaling pathway
Cellular component (GO): membrane
Molecular function (GO): olfactory receptor activity; G protein-coupled receptor activity
Source: RefSeq, a predicted model, not a curated record
AUGGAGAAAGCAGAAGGGGAAAAUGAAACAUCUAUCACAGAAUUCAUCCUACUGGGAUUCGGGAAUCUCCCUGCACUGCAAAUUCUUUUCUUCUUGCUGUUUCUAGUGAUCUACAUAGUCACCAUGACCGCAAAUAUGCUCAUUGUUGCGCUAGUUGUGGCUGAUCAGCACCUUCACACCCCCAUGUACUUCUUUCUUGGGAAUUUGUCCUGUGUGGAAAUCUGCUACACCUCCACCAUACUGCCCAGGAUGCUGGCCAAUUUCCUGACUGGAGACAAGACCAUUUCUGUGACAGGCUGCAUUGUGCAGUUUUAUUGGUUUGGUGUUUUAGUGACUGUUGAGUGUUAUCUGCUAGCUUUGAUGUCUUAUGAUCGAUACUUAGCGAUAUGUAAACCUUUGCACUAUGCAGCCCUUAUGAAUGGUAGGUUUUGUAUGCAGCUAGCAGCUGGAUCAUGGCUAAGUUCAUUCAUAGUUCUUACCAUAUUAAUAUGUUUGGUGUCACAAUUAGUCUUCUGUGGCCCCAAUGAAAUUGAUCAUUUCUUUUGUGAUUUCACGCCCAUGAUUAAACUCUCCUGCAGUGACACCAAUAUGGUUACCCUGGCGACCCUCAUAUUCUCCUCUGUAGACAUUGUUUCCCCAUUUAUUUUGACCCUGACAUCUUAUGUUUAUAUAAUCUCCACCAUCCUGAGAAUCCCUUCCGCCACUGGGAGGCAAAAGGCAUUUUCCACCUGCUCCUCCCACCUUAUUGUGGUUACAGUUUUCUAUGGCACCCUAAUGAUUGUUUAUAUAUUACCCAACACUGGUUCACUGAGAGCCCUGAACAAAAUUUUUUCUAUCCUUUACACUGUCUUGACACCCCUGAUCAAUCCCCUCAUCUACAGCCUGAGAAACAAAGAUGUCAAGGAGGCCCUGAGACGAGCUCUCCGGAAAGGUAAGGUGUUCAGACAGGGUGAUUGA